GUGUUCCCGGCUUAUUUUUAUUUAGCCAACAUGGACAAUAAAAAAAUCAGCGAUAUUAACCUGUAUGAUUUGCUCGGUGUGUCUAUAGAAGCCGAGCAAACGGAAAUACGUAAAGCGUAUCGAAAGCGAGCACUUGAAUGCCAUCCAGAUAAGAAUCCAGACAAUCCGAAGGCGGCCGAACGAUUUCAUGAACUCUCAAAAGCUUUGGAAAUUCUCACCGAUGCAACGGCGCGUACUGCAUACGACAAGGUUGUGAAGGCUAAAAAAGCUGCAGAGUUGCGCACCAAACAAUUGGAUAGCAAACGGCAAAAACUAAAAGAUGAGCUGGAACAGCGUGAGCGUGCCGCAUUGCACAAGUUACAAGCUUCAACACCAUACAGUACAGUACGCAAGAGUGACGAGGAGUUGCUACAGGACCAAAUCGAACGCCUUCGACGAGAGGGCUCCAAGCUGCUUGAGGAAGAGCAAAGGACGAUGCGUGAGCAGCUGCAACGCAGUUUCGCGGAUCGACAGCCGAAAACAGCCACGUUCGACUCUGCCCAACAUCGCAUAAAGAUCCGAUGGAAAGCGGACAAAAAAGAUGAGAGCAAUGGCGGCUAUACACGAGAUAUACUAACGCAGUACCUGAAAAAAUACGGGGAAAUAGUGGCGCUCGUCAUAAAUGGCAAGAAACCGGGCCGUGCGAUGGUAGAACUUAAGACUCGUGAAGCCUGCGACAUGGUACUUGCCUAUGAGCAUGGCAGUCCCACAAAUCCCUUGGAGUUCGAAUGGGUUACGGCGCCAAAGCAAGAGCAGCAAGCGACAAUCGGUACAACGAAUGUAUCAACCCGAGACUAUGAGGAUUUGGUUAUGCGUAAGCUUCGGCAGGCAGAGGAACGCAAACGCCUAAUAGAACAAAUGAUGAAGGACGAAAAUGACGACGAAUAGGCAGGAUAACUAUAAUAUAAGCUAAUGUUUUAUAGCCUAUUUAAAUAGAUGUGUAAAUUUAAAAAUAAAAUUAAUGUAAUUACAAUCGCAGCUCAU
Molecule: messenger RNA, 1023 nt
Organism: Scaptodrosophila lebanonensis
Lineage: Eukaryota; Metazoa; Arthropoda; Insecta; Diptera; Drosophilidae
Product: dnaJ homolog subfamily C member 17-like
Exons: 1
Coding region: 31-927 (298 amino acids)
Biological process (GO): spliceosomal complex disassembly
Cellular component (GO): spliceosomal complex
Molecular function (GO): nucleic acid binding
Source: RefSeq, a predicted model, not a curated record